Cantharellus anzutake is the source of this 2008-nucleotide messenger RNA. RefSeq lists its product as uncharacterized. Gene Ontology annotation, molecular function: magnesium ion transmembrane transporter activity. Gene Ontology annotation, biological process: magnesium ion transport. Bases 68 to 1702 code for a protein of 544 amino acids. Gene Ontology annotation, cellular component: membrane. The record is from RefSeq and is a predicted model, not a curated record. The transcript is spliced from 14 exons. Lineage: Eukaryota; Fungi; Basidiomycota; Agaricomycetes; Cantharellales; Hydnaceae.
CAUCACCUGAUCGGUCUCAUCACACUGACUGUGGCGCAAAGCAGAAGGGACGCCCAAGUUAACUUGGAUGUCAUCUAAUGUAACGAACCCAUCUACUGUCACAUCUUCUGCAGUGUCGCCAACUGCGUCGCCUCCAGCUGGCCAAUCGCCGUCACACCCUGUGGUCGCCUUCAUAAUAGGAUUCUCUAUCAUAAUCAUCGCAUCUCUGCUGAAUGCAGGUGGUUUGAAUAUAACCAAACUCGACCAUGUACGGACCAUGGCUCUCCCGAAAGGCUCACGGCGAAAGGAUUACCUGCGACCAUUAUGGGUAAUCGGAAUGCUUUUGUACAUCAUGUCACAAUUAAUUGGAUCCAGUCUGGCUCUUGACUACAUGAGAGCUGAGUAUGUCGCCCCACUGGGGUCAUCCUCUCUGAUUUUUAAUUUCCUGUUCGCGAGCGCUUUAAUUGGCACACCCAUCACCAUCAUGGACAUAUAUGGGACAGCAGUUGUUAUACUCGGGGUCAUAGGGAUUGUAGCUUUUGGAUCAAUCAACUCAGGUCUCAAAGAGGACUUUUCGUUAGGCCUGCUUGCUCAUUUGUGGGCAAGACCAGGAUGGAUUGGAUACUUCUUGCUCAUGGGGAGUGCUAUCAUCGUCCAAUAUAUCUGCAAUUCACAGCUGGAAAAUGUUUACCACGCUCGCGCGGAAGUAUCUGUGCUACCUGCUCAUCGCAUGCCAACACCAAGAACUCCAGAACCUCGCGGAGUUUGGGCUAAAGCUAAGACGAAAUGGGACAGCGCGAUGGAAACAUUGAGGAAACGUAUGGAAACUUGGACUUCGGAUAGAGAUGACAAAGUUAUUGCUUGGACUCUUGGCAUUGGUUGGGCAUGCAAUGGCGGCGCCAUGGCUGGCGCUUGCUUGGUGUUUGCCAAAGCCACUGUCAAAUUGGUAUCCGGAUCUUUGAAGCACAUCAACACUGGAAACCAAUUCAUUCACCCUGCCGCCUUCGUUACGUUCAUGCUUCUUGGAUGUACCGCCAUCUUCCAAAUCAUAUGUCUGAACCGGGCACUAAAGAUUUAUGACAGCACUCUCGUGGUACCUAUGUUCUAUGCCGUGUACACCGCUUCCGGGUUCCUAAAUUCACUUAUAUUUAACGACGAAGUCGACGCUUACAGUAAUUGGAUACUCUUCGCAAUUUUUGUUUCCAUCGUCAUACUUAUCGUCGGAGUCAUCCUUCUCACGAACAAAAAGCCUGAACCGAAAGCCGCAGCGCAACAAUCCACAAUUUUAGGUCCGGUCCCACUCAACGUUCGCCGCGGACGUCGCAGGCCUAAGAGUUCCGAGCCGCAAGUUGACUUGCAGGACGAUGAUGAUAGGAUAGAAGAAGAUGAUGCUCUAAGAGCAAGUGAUGACGAGCAGGAGGAUGCUGCUGUGUGGCGGAUUGGAGAGGACGAUGACGAAGUAGAUGGGGAUAUCAGCCAUGCACACGAAGUGAGAGGAUCACUGGGCGAGGGACCGACGGUCCCACCCGUUGCGCAUCAUGAAAACGAGGCACAACGCCUCGUUGACGUAAAUGUGGAAGGGAGUACCCACCAAACGACGGCCCAUCCGGGUGUCCCAAUGCGGGCACCGUUGCCGACGUCAAGAGGGACGAGUUCCCCUGAAGGGGACCCUUUUGCCGACUGGGAACACGCAAGCACUAGCACUCUUCUUAAAACUUCGUAAAGCACCCAUUGUGCAUACGGCUUGUCGCUGUGUGUUUCGUACUUUAUGUAAUAUCGAAACGAACCAACUCGAUUACCCUAAAACGAGGUCACGCAAGGGUGGUUGGACCGCAAGUAGAGCAGUGAGAUUAAGGCUAACGAGUGCGUAUAUAUUCGGGGUACAUUAGGUGUUUCGGCUAUGUGAAAACGAGUAGGGGAAACGAAUCGGAUGGCGGAUGGGAUUAGAAGAGUCCAAGAAAGCAUUGUCGUAAGAUGAAUCGGCAAGAGAGAGCUGUGAUGGUGACGCCGGAUGAUACGGUUCACCAGC